AUGGAGUCGAGCCUGUACCGGUUCAAAGACAUCAAGCCGGUGGUGAACGCGAAGGAGCUGGUGGACGUGGUGCUAUCCCGGACGCAGAGGAAGACGCCCACGGAAAUCCACAAGGGGUUCAAAAUCACGCGAAUAAGGAACUUCUAUAUGAGGAAGGUGAAGAUGUGCCAGGAGCUCUUCCGAGAAAAGUUGCAAACCACCAUAAAUGACUUCCCCAAGCUGGACGACAUCCACCCGUUCUACGCGGACUUGGCGAACAUACUCUACGAUAGGGAUCACUACAAAUUGGCACUGGGCCAAUGCAGCUACACAGUAAAGUCAGUGAAACGUAUCUGCCAGGAUUAUAUAAAGCUCUUAAAAUUCAGCUCCUCUCUGUACAAAUGCAAGAUGCUUAAAAUCAGUGCCUUAGGGCGUAUGUGCAAAAUGGUGAAGAAGUUACAACCCAGUUUGGUAUACUUAGAAGAAGUGAGGCAGAACUUAACCCGGCUCCCAUCUAUAAACCCACAUAAGAAGACGAUUUUAUUAGCAGGUGCUCCCAAUGUGGGGAAAUCCUCAUUCAUUAACAUGGUCUCUCGAGCCAAUGUAGAGGUGCAGCCGUAUUCCUUCACGACGACCAAUUUGUAUGUAGGCCACUUUGAUUUUAAGAUGAAUAGAUUCCAAGUGGUUGACACUCCAGGGUUGCUAGACCGCUCUCUAGAAAAUAGGAACACCAUAGAGAUGACCACCAUCACUGCUCUUGCACACAUCAAUGGAGUUAUCCUUUUUAUUGUGGACAUUAGUGAGGAGUGUGGGAUGUCCAUUAAAGAACAGGUGAGUCUUUUCCACUCCAUUAGGACUCUCUUUCGGAACAAGUCAGUCGUAAUUGGGUUUAACAAAAUUGAUAGAACGAAUUUGGAUGGCCUCUCUGUGGAGAACAAGAUGCUAAUAAAACAAAUCAUCGAUGACGCGAAGGUCCCCGUCAAGUUCUGUUCCUUCAGUACGCUCACUGGGGUUGGCGUGGAGCAGGCCAAGGUGGUCGCUUGUGAUUUGCUCAAAUCGGAUCACGCUGCCGAGUUCCAGCUCGAUCGCGAAAAUUUGCUCAGCGCCAAGUUGGGCCAGAGCAGGCUCAGCAGGGACCGCGCGCCCUUCAUCCCGGAGUCCGUCAUCAGGGAGAGGCGAGAGAAGCGGGAUAACGCAGCGAAGGAGAGCGUAGCGAAGGAGGGCGAAGCGAAGGAGGGCGAAGCGAAGGAGGGCGAAGCGAAGGAGGGCGAAGCGAACACGGUUGACGCGGACCAUGCCGCGGACCACGCUGACCAAACCGCCGCUCACGCCGCUAAUACCGCUAAUGCCGAUAAUGCGCCCCUCACGAUGCGCGAGGCGAAGCUGAGGAAGAAGAACAAGUCCAGGCAGAGCUACCUGAGCAACCGCAAGGACGACCGCGUCCUGCAAAUAGACCUGCAAAACGAGCGCGGAGGCGCGGGCGUCUACUCCGUCGACGUCAGGAGCGUCUACGACAUCAAGGAGGAGCACAAGUAUGACGUCAUCCCAGAAAUAUAUAACGGAAAAAAUAUCAGCGAUUUUGUAGAUUUGGACAUAGAGCAAAAGUUGCUAGAAUUGGAAAAGGAGGAGCAGGAAAUGUUCGACCAAGACGCAGAGAUAGACCCCAUGUGGUUUAAAACGAAAAGGAUUUUGGAGCGCAUGGCCCUCCGACUGAAGGGAAUGAAGCUCAGCGCCAAGUUAAAUGAGGAGAAGCAACCCCUUUAUCAUAAGAAGAACAAAACAGUUGACGAGAUGGGCAAAAAAUUGGAUGCCCUGAAACUGGACAAGGAGAAGGUACUCAGGAGUAUGACCGAGCGGGCCAGGAGAAAGGGCACACUAAACGGAGCGGCCACGAAUAAUGGCGAGUCGAAGGCAUCCCCCAAAAGCCUCCUACCCGCGCAGAAAGUCAAAAAGGACAUUUGCAAGAAGAAACAACUUAAGGAUAACGUGUACGGAGACCCAACCAAGAAGGCCAAGAUUUUCCAGAGCACGUCGACCGAGCUGCAGAGGAGAAAGGCCUUCAAGCUCAACAAAGCUGCGUACAGGAAGAUCGAGAAGGGAACCAAGGGCGAGGCGGACCGCUCCAUCCCCGCGAAGAAGCCGCGGCACUUGUUUUCGGGCAAGAGGUCCAUCGGCAAGACCUCCCGGCGAUGAGCCCCCUGCGCCCCGAAGGGGAAGGAAGGCCCAUAAGAAGAAUGCCACAAAUGGAAGGAC
Molecule: messenger RNA, 2232 nt
Organism: Plasmodium vivax (malaria parasite P. vivax)
Lineage: Eukaryota; Apicomplexa; Aconoidasida; Haemosporida; Plasmodiidae
Product: nucleolar GTP-binding protein 1, putative
Exons: 1
Coding region: 1-2172 (723 amino acids)
Biological process (GO): ribosomal large subunit biogenesis
Cellular component (GO): nucleolus
Molecular function (GO): GTPase activity; RNA binding; GTP binding
Source: RefSeq, a predicted model, not a curated record